AUGGUCAAGCAGCAAAAGGUCGUCGUCAAUGAUGUACCGAAGCCCACCGAAGCACCAAAUCAGUUCCUAGUCAAGAUACAGUCAGCAUCAUUAUGUCAUUCAGACUUGCUCAUGGCCAUGAGACCCGACUACAAUGUCACCUUAGGACACGAAGGAGUCGGCUACAUUGAGUCUAUCGGCGCAGAAGCUAGCGACAAAGGCUUCAAAGUUGGUGAUGCUAUCGGGUUUAACUAUUUCAUCGGCGCAUGUUUCGAAUGCGAAGGGUGCAUGAUCCACAACAUGCGAUGCGAGACGGGUAACCAGAAACUACAAGGUUUUGUGUCGGAUGGGUACUUCGCCGAGUACGCGGUCGUUGAUUGGCAGAAUGCAGUCAAGCUACCCGAAAACCUCGAUAUGAGUAAGACUGCACCGCUGUUCUGUGCAGGUAUCACAGCAUUUCAUUCGGUGGACAGCUGUGAGUUGAAGGCGGGCGAUUGGCUGGCGGUUAUCGGGUGCGGCGGUCUUGGACAGUAUGCGAUACAAUAUGCAAAAGCCAUGGGUAUUAAGACCAUCGGUCUCGAUAUCAACGACAACCAAUUGGAUGUUGCGAAAAAGGUUGGCGCGGAAGCUGUCUUCAACUCCAUGAAGAACAAGGACUAUCUCGAAGAGAUCAAGAAGCUCACAGGAGGCAAAGGAUGUCACGCAGCGGCGGUUUAUAGCGCAUCGAAUGCAGCAUACGCCGGCGCUCCAGAUGUCUUGAGAACAGGCGGACUACUCAUGGUCAUUGGAAUCGCACCGAAAGGACUGGACUUCAUCAACACCUUCGACUUAACAACAGGACGGUACCGCAUCAAGGCCGACAGCACGGGUAUUCCGCAGCGAAUGAAGAAGGCUGUGGAUUUCACUGGCAAGCACAGCAUACAACCAGAAGUCGAGUUCCGCAAGAUUGAUGAUUUGCCGCAGAUGGUCGCUGAUAUGGAGGCUGGUAAAGCGGAGAAGAGACAGGUUGUUGUAUUCUAG
This is a messenger RNA of Alternaria novae-zelandiae, 999 nucleotides long. RefSeq lists its product as uncharacterized. The record is from RefSeq and is a predicted model, not a curated record. Lineage: Eukaryota; Fungi; Ascomycota; Dothideomycetes; Pleosporales; Pleosporaceae. The coding region runs from base 1 to 999 and encodes 332 amino acids. The transcript has 4 exons. Gene Ontology annotation, molecular function: oxidoreductase activity; zinc ion binding.